AUGUCUUCCAAAAUAAUUCAACACUUUCGUAGGGCUGUUUUUCCGAUUUGCUUCGUUAACCAUCGAGUACGAUGCCUUCAGUCGCCGAGUCUUAUGUUAAGGAAUUUGAGAUCUGACUUAUCUCAAUUAUCACUUUCGAGACAUUAUGCAAACUCUUCACCUCCCGAAGAGUCUACAUCGUCCUCCUACCUGAAAAAAUCCACAAAAUACAUAGCAAAACGACUUCGAGCUGCUAUAUUGGCGAACAUAAUUGUAACCGGCCUUGUUGGUUUUAUAUCUGUGGACCUUAUGUGUGCUUGGUACCGAAAUAGACGUAAUGUGCGUCUUCUCAAUGAAACAAUGGAAAAAGGCACUCGACCUGGAACGGAAAUUUCAAGUGAAAAAUAUGUUCCUAGACCUGAAAUUGUAGAACGCCUUAAAAAAAUUUUUCAACCCGACAAAGAUCAAUCAUUUUAUCACAUGGUUUGCGGCGAACAUGGAACUGGGAAAACUACGCUGACAAGGAUCGCAUCGAGUGAAGUUGGACGUGGGGUUAUAUACGUUAAUGUUCCAGCAAACCUUGACAAGUUUGGUGACGAAUUUGAAAGCGCCCUUAAUUUUACAUUCGAGGAAAGGUUUUCUUUUACAGGACAGCUGAUGCGAAAUAUAUUAGGCGAAACUAAUGAUAAACUUAAGAUUUCUAAAUGGGAGAGAGCUCUAGAAGUCUUUAAGCGUGCUGGUGUAGUAUACAAAGCAAAGCAUAAUAUACCACCGGUUAUCGUUUACGAUAAUAUUAGCCGGUUGGUUCAUAAGAAUCCGGAAAUCCUUGAUAUCCUUCAAGAUGAUGCCAAUGAUAAUGCUGAUGACAGAAAUUAUAUCGCUGUGUUUGUCAGCAGUGAAGGGAAUGUCCCGAGAAGAAUGCAGUCACGUAGUUCUUGGUCACGUACAGAAGAACCAAUCGAAAUUGGAGACUUCUCCAGAGAAGAAUCAUUGAACUAUCUUAUUAAACGUGGAAUCAAGAUCGAUGCCGCAGAGAAAUUAUUUGACUUGGUUGGUGGACGCAUUGUAGAUCUUAAGGUUAUAGCAGAUAAAUAUCUAAAAGGAAUACCCAUUGAAGAUAUUGAAUUCACAAUUUUAACGAAAGUCGAAAACAAAUUUAGAAUUGCAAAACUUCUUAAAAAUCAUAAACAUUAUGAAGUAGGAAAACGUAUUAUCAGUGCUUUGCAAGAUUCCGGAGAGCUUAGUCGUACCGCAUUCGAGGAAUUUUUCAAUGAGCGCCAGGAAGCCAAUGAAGUAUUGGGAACCAAU
Molecule: messenger RNA, 1287 nt
Organism: Acaulospora morrowiae
Lineage: Eukaryota; Fungi; Glomeromycota; Glomeromycetes; Diversisporales; Acaulosporaceae
Source: the annotation of a GenBank genome assembly